Panicum virgatum (switchgrass) is the source of this 1074-nucleotide messenger RNA. RefSeq lists its product as uncharacterized. The coding region runs from base 145 to 654 and encodes 169 amino acids. The record is from RefSeq and is a predicted model, not a curated record. NCBI's taxonomy places the organism in Eukaryota, Viridiplantae, Streptophyta, Magnoliopsida, Poales, Poaceae. The transcript is spliced from 2 exons.
CCCCCCGCGCACGGGACCUACGGCCGCACCACCUCCUAUCAAAGCACGCGGCUAUCCCCUCCCCUCCCGCAUCGCACCAACAGAAAGGGAGAGAAGGGCCAGAAAAAAGGAGAGAGAAAAAAACUCGCCGCCACCGCCGCCGCAAUGCAGCGCCUCUCCCUGGGCUCGCCGGCCGGGAGGCCCUCCCGCGUGAGCGCGGCGGGAGAGGAGGAGGACGCGGGUGCGGCGGACGAGAAGGCGGCGAAGGCGGUGGCGAGGGGCGCCCCGGCGGCGCCGGACAGGACCAUCCACCUGGUCCCUGUCCUCACGCUGCUCUGCUUCCUCGUCCUCUUCCUCCUCUCCCACGACCCCUCCGCCGCCGCCCUCACCGAUUCGCCCGUGCUGGCCGCGGCCGCCACCGUCGCCGCCCGCUCCCUCGACGCCGCCGCCGCAGGCGCAGGUGGGUGCCCGAGGAUUUCCUCCGCCGCCGACGGCGCUGCCACGCGAGGGUUUCGUGGCGUGUUUGGUUGUCAGCUUCUCACGUUUUGUUUUCCCCCUCUCUCUGCUUGGCUGUUCGGCGUUGCAGCCGACGCCACGACGGCGUCCAGUGGCGUGUACCGGCGGUUGAAGCAGUCCCGCGUGCGGAGGCUGGGGGUGGCGCGGCGGGGACUGUGACGCCAGCGCAGGAGACGCGAAGCUAGCCGUUGGGCGCCGAUGACGCAGCGGAGGAGGAGCUUCGCUUGCCUUUUUGCGCCAUUCAUUUUUCUUUUCUUGUCUGGUUCGCUUUUUCCGGCGGCACUGCAAGUCUGAAAAGUGGGAAUGGUAGCGCGGAAGCAACUCGUUUGCAGUACUGCCCCCUCACUGUGACUCAACUGCGAGAGCAGUACUGAAAGGAUCCUCCCGGGGUAGCGCAGGCUUGGUCGUCCCGUGUAGGAUUGUGGAAUGUGGAGGGGGGGGGGGCGGUUCUUUGCAGUGCUGUAAAGAGACUCGGUGCCACUGACCUGCGGGUCCCAUGGUUAUGGUUCAGGGUGCCACAGGUCGCGGGGGUUCUAGGAUUCAAGCCCCAGGAGAAAAAAGAGAAAUAGUUUGCACAAA